AUGUCUACUUCUACAACUUCUUCAAACCGCUUCUCUUUGGUUGAAAACUGGGAUACUGAGACUCUCAUUAUUUUCUUACGUGACCUGGACAUAAAUCUUGACGAUGAUGAUUUCAAGAUCCUUCCCUCGCAGGAGAUCCUUGAAGUUGUUAGAGAUCUCUUACUUAAGAAAAAGGUCAAUGGGAAAAAAGGUUGCAAACCUUUAGCUGAUACUUCUAACUUACAAGAAGAGGUAGUAAAGAAGCCAGUCCCUCCAAAAUCAGAUUUGUUAAUUUCUUCCGUUCCUGUUGUUAAAAAAUGA
Funneliformis caledonium is the source of this 300-nucleotide messenger RNA. The record is from the annotation of a GenBank genome assembly. Lineage: Eukaryota; Fungi; Glomeromycota; Glomeromycetes; Glomerales; Glomeraceae.